GCUUGGAUGCUGUUGUCUUUCUUUGUUAUGAUGCAUAACAUUUGUGUUUCGUGUUUGUGGGUUGUUUAAUUUGUGGUUUUGUUGAAACGCGCUGUUAUGUUCGCUUUCUGAGCAGUCUCAUCGAAUCGAUUAGCCUAAUGUGGGACUGCGCAGUGAUUGGCUGCCCGAACAGCAGAUUCAAUGCACAGAAAACGCGACCCCGAAUCUCGUUCCAUGUGUUUCCGCAUCCCGUGCGCGAAUCGAAUCGCUUCCGACGAUGGCUCGCUCUCAUCAACAAUCCGCGCCUGUUCCGGCUGGACCCGCUGAACGUGUUCAAGAGUGUGCGAGUGUGCCGUCGCCACUUUGGACCGGAUUGCUUCAACGGCGUGUGCCGUAACCUGCUGCCGACGGCCAUUCCCACGCUGAACCUGCCCGAGGUACGGCCCGUAGCCUUGGUGCAGCCGAUGGAUGCGAUGGGCGACGAGCUGGAACGAUUGCUGCGCGACGAACGCAGACAGCAGCUGAAACGUCACGGCGCAGUCGAGCCACCGUUUGGCGGCGAGGAGGACGAGAGUGGCAAACGGCAAAAGAUCGGCAUUACGCUGCUCUCCGCGGAUUGUGAAGACGUGGAAUGCAAUCUUGGCGAUCGGUUCAUCGAUCGGAUCAUUUCGUUUGAUGCAGAGCAAGAGUAUGGCGAUGGCCCACUGGCCGGCGAAUCUUACGGACUGACCAGCUUCUCCGGUAUGGUUGUAAAGGCGUCCGAGCUGGAAACGCUAAACCAGGUAGAGAUACUCAACGAGCCACCUGAGACACUGCUGAACGACUCACCGUCCGCAAGGGAUCAUGUGCGAAUGUCCAAUGAAAAGGGAUGCGAACAGCUCGUACAGGAAUCUACCAGUGAGACUAGUAAUGAGGACCAGGAGACUGAACAGCAUUCACUGCUCACCGAGACAAGUGGUACCAAAACAGAGGGCAAAACGUCGCUAGCAGAUUAUGCCAACAAGCGGACAACUGUGCUGGCGUAUCCCAAAGCUCCACUCAACGAAGAGUUCUUCCAGAAGUGUCGCAACGACUUCUACGACUGCCCAAAGAACGUGCUGGCGCAGAAUGUAUGCACGCGGAUAGAUCCGUUCGAUGCGUGUCUGUCGCGCAAAUCGCUGGAGAAUACGCAGCACGUAUUUACGUACAAGAUCGAGAACGAAGGCAAACCGCUGACGAACCAGAAAAGCUCGGGACGCUGCUGGCUGUUUGCGGCCCUCAACUGCAUUCGCAUCCCGUUCAUCAAGCAGUACAAUCUGGACGAGUUUGAGUUCUCACAGGCGUACCUGUUCUACUGGGACAAGAUCGAGCGUGCGAACUACUUCCUAAACAAUGUGGUCGACACGGCUAAGCGUGGCGAACCGGUCGACGGUCGGCUGGUGUCCUUUUUGCUGUCCGAUCCGACCUGUGACGGUGGCCAGUGGGACAUGCUGGUGAACUUGAUCAACAAGCACGGAUUGAUGCCGAAAAAAUGCUUCCCGGAGAGUUACAGCUGCGAGGCAAGCACGCGGAUGAAUUCGGUCGUCAAAAGCAAGCUCCGUGAGUACGCAAAGGAUCUGCGAAAGCUCAUCGACAACGGUGCAACGGACGACGAGGUGAAGGAGCGAAUGAAGAAGCAGAUGAACGAGGUGUACAACAUUGUGGGCAUUUGUUUGGGCAUUCCGCCGGAGAAGUUCACCUGGGAGUACUACGACAAGUCGAAGAAGUACCUUAACAUUGGCCCGAUCCGUCCGAUCGAUUUCUACGAGAAGUACGUCAAGCCGUACUUCAACGUCGACGACAAGGUGUGCCUGGUGACGGACCCGCGCUCGUCGAAUCUGUACGGCCGCUCCUACACGGUCGACUGUCUCGGCAAUGUGGUCGGUGGCCGGCCCGUGCUGUACAACAACCAGCCGGUGGAGCUGCUGCUCGAUCUGGUCACGAAAGCGCUCAAGUUUGGCGAACCGGUCUGGUUCGGGUGCGAGGUGAACAAGCGCUUCGCGGGCAAACAAGGCAUCGAAGAUUUGGACAUCCAUGACUUCAAGCUGGUCUUUGGAGUGGACAUUCAGACGACGAUGGAAAAGGCUGACCGACUGCUGUACGGCGAGUCGAUGAUGACGCACGCCAUGGUGUUUACCGGAGUGUCGGUUGAUCCCAACAGCCAAAAGCCGACCAAGUUCCGGGUGGAAAACUCGUGGGGCGAGGACCGUGGCGAGAAGGGUUACCUAAUAAUGACGGCCGAGUGGUUCAAGGAGUUUGUGUUCGAGGUGGUCGUCGAUCGCAGCAUAGUGAGCCAGGACGUGCUGGACGUGUUUGAUCUCCCGCCAAUCGUGCUGCCCGCCUGGGAUCCCAUGGGCACGCUGGCAAAGUAAGCAGGGUAACGUUGUGAAGCUGCUACUGCGGCUGACGAUCGGGCAAGGGGGUGUUGAUACAUUUGGGGUUGGAAUUCAGUCCACUAUCAUUACUUUAGAAAAA
Molecule: messenger RNA, 2472 nt
Organism: Anopheles arabiensis
Lineage: Eukaryota; Metazoa; Arthropoda; Insecta; Diptera; Culicidae
Product: bleomycin hydrolase
Exons: 6
Coding region: 138-2369 (743 amino acids)
Biological process (GO): L-homocysteine catabolic process; response to toxic substance; proteolysis
Cellular component (GO): cytoplasm
Molecular function (GO): cysteine-type aminopeptidase activity
Source: RefSeq, a predicted model, not a curated record